Cantharellus anzutake is the source of this 5154-nucleotide messenger RNA. RefSeq lists its product as uncharacterized. NCBI's taxonomy places the organism in Eukaryota, Fungi, Basidiomycota, Agaricomycetes, Cantharellales, Hydnaceae. The record is from RefSeq and is a predicted model, not a curated record. The transcript has 5 exons. Gene Ontology annotation, molecular function: protein binding. Bases 1 to 5154 code for a protein of 1717 amino acids.
AUGUCGCUGCGGCAAAAGGCUGAGGAUCUCAGGCGAAAGAUCAAUGAUAUCAUCGCAGCGGGCGGUGAUAAGGCCAUCCCAAUUCUCUCAGCCGUCAAUGCUGCGGCUGACGUGUGCCCUCCUCUAAAGAGCGCGACUAGCGGCGCCCUCUUCAUCAUUGGCGAGGUCCAGCUUGGGCUUGGAGGCCGCCGCGCAAUCAACCAAAGGUUGAAUGUGCAGAGGACGUCGCCGCGUCAAGGGUUCGGACCAAGGCUAAUGGUUUGGGUUGGGCAGAAAUUCAAGGAGAAUAAGAAAGAAUGGGAGGAUUUUGGGAAAUACGUCGUCGACAACGUGGCCGAGGUCGUUGCAGCCAUAAAGUCCUAUGAUCCGUCAACGGAAGAGGCAAAGCCAUGGGUGGAGAGCGCUGAAAAGCUUGAUCGUGUGCUGCAGACGAUCAAGUCCGAAAUCGAACGAAGACGCACAAAAAUAGAGAAACGGGUGGCUUUAAUCAAUGUAUUGUCUCACUUGAGAGAUCCGGGAAGGAUUGAUGCCCUCAAGAAGGAUCUUGACAAAGCAUUGGCAUCGUUUCAGCUCAGGACGAACUUAACAAUUGGAGUCAAAUUGUCGGCGAUGGAAGAUGACUCGAUUCUUGGUAGACUCCGAUACCCUGAUAUCGCCCACUAUGAUUCAACUCAGGCUUGCCUAGAAGGCACUAGGGUCAGUCUCAUUGAACAUAUUAUGGCCUGGUGUCAUAACACCGGGGAUAGCGAGAAUCGGCUGGCAUUGCUGAGCGCCGUGGCCGGCGCUGGGAAGACUUGCAUCGCACACACGAUUGCAGAAAGAUGCAAAAGGGACGGUUCUCUGCUACUGUGCUUUUUCUUCAGGGAAGGCGAACAAUCGCGGCCCGAUUGCCUAUUCAGCGGCAUUGCUCAAUCUCUGGCAAACCGUGACCCGGAUUACCGCACUUUCAUUGCUUCCACUCUUCGAGAGGACCCGACUCUUUCAACAGCUUCAUUCACGAUGCAGUUCAAGGAAUUGGUGGCUUCGACUCUUCUCCAUAAACCCCCAUCUUCGGACCAUCCAAUGGUGGUCAUCAUCGAUGCUUUAGAUGAAUGUGACAGAGAGGCAUUCGAGCCCCUUGCGAAUAUUCUUCGGGAAGAAGUGCCCAAAUUACCAUCCUCCGUAAAAUUCUUUAUCACAUCGAGACACUUGGAUCUUGUCAAUCGCUUCCUCUCAUCCCAUUUCCCUAUCGAUCGUCUUACCAUAGAUCUCUCAGAUGAUGCAAACGUGCAAGACUGCGCUACAUACAUACGUUCCCAGCUGGAAACGCUGAAAAAUUGUCAUCCUGAUAUACAACAUAGGCUUGACGACGGGCAGAAAAUGGUGCGGGAAAUAUCGGAACGAGCAGGUGGCUUGUUUAUUUGGAUCAGCACCAUUUUUCGCUAUAUGAAGAUGGCGAACAAGGACCCUAUGAGGACGCUGGAAAGACUACUCGGCACCGGCGCGAAAGGAUCAGCGGUUUCUGCUGAGGGAAUGAUGGAUCGCUUGUAUACAAGUAUCUUGAAGAAGUGUGGUUGGGAGGAUGAAGAUUUUGUGCACGACUAUCCAGUUGUGAUAGGAGCCAUCUUGGUUGCACAACAGCCUCUGUCUGUCCCAGCUUGGGAUGCGAUUUUGUCACCUUUCUUGAAGUUGUCGGUUCGAGAUACAUUGGCCGAACUCGCACCUCUCCUCUCAGGACUUGAGGAUUGUGACAAUCCGAUUCGCAUCUUGCACCAAUCUUUCCGGGACUUUAUUCUGGAACGGAUCGAUUCCCAAUCAAUCAGCCUUCGUUGCAGUCCAGUAGAUGUGGGACGAGAGAAUGCCAGAAUUGCGCUCCGAUGCCUUGAGAUUCUGAAUCAGGAUCUCUCCUCUUUAGAGGGCCUUGGACUGAUUGAGAACUUGCAUGAAAAAGAUGAACUGCCGUGCAUUCCUCCAGAGAAGUUAUCGGAGCACUUACACUACGCAUGUCGUUACAUCGUUUAUCAUCUCAGUGGAGUCCAGGAACCAUCGCAGGAGCUAGAUAAAUCAGUUCGCAUAUUUCUGAGUCAGCAAGCCACUCGCUGGGUUGAAGUCUGCGUGAGAAUGGAAGGCUACGUCAGUAUCUCGAUACUGCCUGAGUGGGCUAAGUUGGCAGUUGACCAAAGGUCAAAGGAUGCUAUCCACAAGCUAGCGAAUGUGCUUACCCAGCUCCAGUCGAACCUGGAAUUUUUUUCAAGAUUCAGGGACGUAUAUGAGGCAGCAAAGGAUUCGGUUGUACUCUGCCAUUGCCUGGUUUCCGCAGACUCAAAGUCCUACGCCCCGGACUUGGCCGAGUCACUCAACAAUUUAUAUUUGGCUCUUUCGAAACUUGGACAGCACUCGGAGGCACUCCCAUUCAUUGAGGAGAGCGUCAAUCUCUACCGCCAGCUUGUUGCUGUUCACCCGGGAUCAUACACCUCAGAUUUGGCUUUGUCACUCAACAACCUAUAUGUCUCUCUUUCCAAUCUUGGACAGCACUCAGCGGCGCUCCCAUUCAUUGAGGAAAGCGUCAAACUCCGACGCGACCUAGUUGCCGUCCACCCAGGAUCAUAUACCCGAGAUUUGGCCAGGUCACUCAACAGUCUAUGUAAUGCUCUUUCGAAUCUUGGACGGCACUCAGAGGCGCUCCCAUUCAUCGAGGAAAGCGUCAAUCUCUACCGCCGGCUUGUUGCUGUUCACCCAGGAUCAUACACCCCAAAUUUGGCUUUAUCACUCAACAACCUAUAUGUCUCUCUUUCCAAUCUCGGACAGCACUCGGCGGCGCUCCCAUUCAUUGAGGAAAGCGUCAAACUCCGACGCAACCUAGUUGCUGUCCACCCAGGAUCAUAUACCCGAGAUUUGGCCUGGUCACUCAGGAGUCUGUAUGAGGCUCUUUCGAAUCUCGGACGGCACUCAGAGGCACUCCCAUUCAUCGAAGAAAGCGUCAAACUCUGGCGCGAGCUAGUUGCCAUUCACCCAGCAUCAUAUACCCCAGAUUUGGCGAGGUCACUCAACAGUCUACAUAAUGCUCUUUCAGAUCAUGGACGGCACUCAGAGGCACUCCCAUUCAUUGAGGAAAGCGUCAAUCUCUACCGCCCACUUGUUGCUGUUCACCCAGGAUCAUACACCCCAGAUUUGGCUUUGUCACUCAACAACCUAUAUGUCUCUCUUUCCAAUCUUGGACGGCACUCGGCAGCGCUCCCAUCCAUCGAGGAAAGCAUCAAACUCUGGCGCGAGCUAGUUGCCAUUCACCCAGGAUCGUACACCCCAGAUUUGGCCAGGUCACUCAACAGUCUAUAUCACGCUCUUUCAAAUCUCGGACGGCACUCGGGGGCGCUCCCAUUCAUCGAGGAAAGCAUCAAGCUCUGGCGCGAGCUAGUUGCCAUUCACCCAGGAUCAUAUACCCCAGAUUUGGCCAGGUCACUCAACAGUUUACGUAAUGCUUUUUCGAAUCUUGGACGGCACUCAGAGGCACUCCCAUUCAUCGAGGAAAGCGUCAAUCUCUACCGCCAGCUUGUUGCUGUUCACCCGGGAUCAUAUACCCGAGAUUUGGCUUUGUCACUCAACAACCUAUAUGUCUCUCUUUCCAAUCUUGGACAGCACUCAGCGGCACUCCCAUUCAUUGAGGAAAGUGUUAAACUCCGGCGCAACCUAGUUGCCGUCCACCCAGGAUCAUAUACCCGAGAUUUGGCCUGGUCACUGAGGAGUCUAUAUGAGGCUCUUUCGGAUCUUGGACGGCACUCGGAGGCGCUCCCAUUCAUCGAGGAAAGCAACAAACUCUGGUGUGAUCUAGUUGCUGUUCACCCAGGGUCAUACACCCCAGAUUUGGCCAGGUCACUCAACAGUCUAUAUCACGCUCUUUCGAAUCUCGGACGGCACUCGGAGGCGCUCCCAUUCAUUGAGGAAAGCAUCAAACUCUGGCGCAAGCUAGUUGCCAUCCACCCAGGGUCAUACACCCCAGAUUUAGCCUGGUCACUCAACAGUCUAUAUGAUGCUCUUUCGAAUCUCGGACGUCACUCAGAGGCACUCCCAUUCAUUGAGGAAAGCGUCAACCUUCAACGUGAGCUAGUUGCCAUUAACCCAGGAUCAUGCACCCCAGAUUUGGCUCGGUUGCUCAACAGUCUAUAUGAUGCUUUUUCGAAUCUCGGACGGCACUCGGAGGCGCUCCCAUUCGUUGAGGAAAGUGUCAACCUCUGCCGCAAGCUCGUUGCGGUGCACCCGGGAUCAUACACCCCAGAUUUGGCCAGGUCACUCAUCAGUCUAUAUCACGCUCUUUCGAAUCUCGGACAGCACUCAGAGGCACUCCCAUUCAUUGAGGAAACCGUCAAACUCCGGCGUGAGCUAGUUGCCAUCCACCCAGGAUCAUAUACCCCAGAUUUUGCCGGGUCACUCAAGGGUCUAUAUGACGCUCUUUCAAAUCUCGGACGGCACUCGGAGGCGCUCCCAUUCAUCGAGGAAAGCGUCAACCUCUGGCGCAUGCUAGUUGGCAUCCACCCAGGAUCAUACACCCCAUAUUUGGCCUGGUCACUCAAGGGUCUAUGUGACGCUCGGUCAAAUCUCGGACGGCACUCGGAGGCGCUCCCAUUCGCUGAGGAAAGCGUCAACCUCUGGCGCAAGCUCGUUAUGGUGCACCCGGGAUCAUACACCCCAGAUUUGGCCAGGUCACUCAACAGUCUAUAUAAUGCUCUUUCAAAUCUCGGACGGCACUCGGAGGCACUCCCAUUCAUCGAGGAAAGCGUCAACCUCUGCCACAAGCUCGUUAUGGUGCACCCGGGAUCAUACACCCCAGAUUUGGCUAGGUCACUCAACAGUUUAUGUAAUGCUCUUUCAAAUCUCGGACGGCACCCGGAGGCACUCCCAAUUGUCGAGGAAAGCGUCAACCUCUGGCACGAGCUAGUUACCGUUAACCCAGGAUCAUACACCCCAGAUUUGGCUCGGUCGCUCAACAGUCUAUAUGAUGCUUUUUCGAAUCUCGGACGGCACUCCGAGGCGCUCCCAUUCAUCGAGGAAAGCGUCAAACUCUACCGUAAGCUGGUUGCCGUUAACCCGGGAUUACAUACCUCAAAUUUGGAUAUGUCACUCAGCAAACUACGUACCGCUCUUCCUAGCCUCGGACGUGAUUCCGAGGCACUAACUUAG